Molecule: messenger RNA, 935 nt
Organism: Tachyglossus aculeatus (Australian echidna)
Lineage: Eukaryota; Metazoa; Chordata; Mammalia; Monotremata; Tachyglossidae
Product: glutathione S-transferase theta-1-like
Exons: 6
Coding region: 79-804 (241 amino acids)
Biological process (GO): glutathione metabolic process
Cellular component (GO): cytoplasm
Molecular function (GO): glutathione transferase activity
Source: RefSeq, a predicted model, not a curated record
UCCCGCCCCCCCCUCUCCCCAGCCGGGACCAGCCGGGAACCGCCAGGUCCCCGAGGUUGUUGGGGCAGGAAGGCCAGGAUGGGGCUAGAGUUAUACCUGGACCUGCUCUCUGCCCCAUGUCGGGCCGUAUUCAUCUUCCUGGAGAAGAACCAGAUCCACUUCGAUUUCCAACCCGUCGACCUCCUGCAAGGGGAGCACGGCAGCAGCGAGUUCGCCAGCGUGAAUUCCCUGGGGAAAGUGCCCGCGCUCAAGGACGGAGACUUCAUCCUGACAGAGAGCGUGGCCAUCCUGCUCUAUCUAAACCGCGAGAAUGAUACUGAGGACCACUGGUACCCAGAGGACUGGCAGGCCCGCGCCCGCGUGGAUGAGUUCCUGUCCUGGCAACACCUGGCCAUCCACGACCUCUGCUCCAAGAUUCUGUGGCUCAAGGUGUUGUUCCCUUACUUCACGGACAAACCAGUGAUGCAGGACAAGCUGGACGAUGCCCUGGAGGAGCUGAAAGCCAACCUGCAGCAGCUGGAGGAGAAGUUCCUGCAAGAUCAGCCCUUCAUCGCCGGGGACCACGUCUCCCUGGCCGACCUGGUGGCCGUCGUCGAGCUCAUGCAGCCGGUGGGGGCCGGCUGCCCCGUCUUCGAGGAGCGGCCCAAGCUGUCGGAGUGGCGGGAACUGGUAGAGGAGGCCGUGGGCAAGGAGCUGUUCCGGGAGGCCCACGACAAGAUCCUGAAGGUCCAAGAGCUGAGCGGCCAGCAGGCCGACCCGCUGCUGAAGGAGAAAAUGACGGCCAUCCUGAAGAAGAUGAUGUAGACCGAGGCCGACGUAGACCGCUAAAAGGGCUGGCGGAGGUCCUCCCUCCGGGCACUCCUGCUGCGUGCCGGUCUUUGCAGACGGGGCGGGAAAAGGUGGCGUCCAUCCUACAUCCUAAUAAAGAUCCCUUC